AGGUCACUAAAUUGAUCAUUUAUUCCUUCUGACUAAAACUAAAGGCACUCGAAGCCAACAGCAUACAAAGAAAACUCUGUGAGAAAAACAAGCCCUCUUGAAAGUUAAAUACAACACCUUUGAGGGAAAUGUCAAGAAAUUCAACACCAAUUUUCCCACCGAUGAAUCCAUCGUAUGCCCAUCCUUUGACGAGAUGAAAAGCCUAUCCCUGUAUAUGACCCACGCUAGUGAUGAACUACGCCGGAUUGGGAGAGAAUGUUGACAAUCCUUUGCCAAGGCCUGUUCUACAGAUGAUGAUCCAGACAACGAGACGAAUAAGUGGAUCAUUGGUGUUGUGCGCUCAAAGGUAACACUGCCAGCUGAUCGAUUGAAAAAAAGUAGACAAGUGCUGCGCAGUCUCCAUUUGCGUAUUGAACAAGAACUGGCUCGUUUGAUGAUUUUCUGGAACUGGUCAGCGAAUGCACAUGCAGAGAUCCUUGAUGCUGUUCCACUCGACGAGGACGAAGAGGCAGAGUUGUUUCUGAAUCUUUGGGACGGUGAUGAUAUUAGGGUUGAUCCCGAUGAAGAAGACGAGGAGAUUGAAAUUGAUGGUGGGGACAAGUUUGAUGAGGCGAUUGACUUGGAAGGUGGCGAGCUUAGAGGUGUGGAGGUUCAACCAGAAGGAGUUGGGGUCGACGCUCAAUAAAUGUAUUGUAUUUGAGUCAAAAGCUGUUGUAUGACGAGUUGAAAGCUGUU
Molecule: messenger RNA, 735 nt
Organism: Melampsora larici-populina 98AG31
Lineage: Eukaryota; Fungi; Basidiomycota; Pucciniomycetes; Pucciniales; Melampsoraceae
Exons: 4
Coding region: 434-685 (83 amino acids)
Source: RefSeq, a predicted model, not a curated record